GCCCCUGCUUGAUGUCGCCGCGUCAGCCAACAGAAAGGAAAAAAACUAAUAAUGUAUUGGACCCUAGAUGAUGCAUCGAGAUUGACACAGGAAGGAGAGAAGGAAGAGGUAGAGAAAAGAGAAGGAAUGUGACGGGCAUAGAGAGAGAAAGGGAAAGUAGGGGAAAGAAAGAAACCGGGAGGGAAGGAGCCGAUUGAGCCGCCGGAGCCCCGGAGAAGAAGAAGAAGAAGGGAGCAAUCCAGGACGGCCGCCGUCAGGUACUCAGAUUGGUUUCUACUAGCGAAGACAAGAUGAGUGACAAUCUGAUGGAUAAAGUCAAUGCCUUGGGUGAGCGGCUCAAGAUAAGUGGAGCAGAAGUUAGCCGGAAGAUGUCAGUUGGCGUGAGCAACAUGAGCUUCAAGAUGAAGGAGUUAUUCCAGGGCCAGAACAUGGCAGACAAGGUUGUCGACGAAGCCACGCUGGAGGCCAUGGAUGCGCCUGAUUGGGCUAUCAAUCUUGAGAUAUGUGACAUGGUCAACACGGAGAGGGUCAACAGUGUUGAAGUGAUCCGAGCCAUCAAGAGAAGAAUCAUGUUGAAGAAUCCACGGGUGCAGUAUCUGUCUCUUGUCCUCCUCGAGACCAUUGUCAAAAACUGUGAGAAGGCUUUCUCUGAGAUUGCUGCUGAGCGGGUGCUUGAUGAGAUGGUAAAACUUAUCGAUGAUCCACAGACUAUAGUCAACAACAGAAACAAGGCUCUUAUGCUUAUUGAAGCAUGGGGAGAGUCGGGAGAUGACCUCCGCUACCUUCCGGUGUAUGAAGAAACUUACAAGAGCUUAAGAUCUAGGGGAAUUCGCUUCCCUGGGCGUGAUGACGAGAGCCUAGCACCAAUAUUCUCUCCUCGUUCAGUACCUGCAGCUGAACCGUAUUCUGUGGCAGCACAAGAAGGGUAUCAAGAAAUUCCAGAUGAGAGUUUUGCUCCAGUUCGUGCUGUUCCCGCUGUGCAAGUAAAUGAGGCUUUUGAGGUGGCUCGUAAUAGCGUUGAACUUCUUUCCACGGUGCUAUCUUCUUCUCCUCCAAAAGAGGUUCUAGAGGAUGACCUGACUACCACCCUCGUUCAGCAAUGCCAACAAUGUCAGUACACAAUCCAGAGAAUCGUUGAGACGGCUGGUGACAACGAGGCUCAACUCUUUGAGGCACUGAGCAUCCACGAGGAACUACAGAAGGUCCAGUGCAAGUACGAAGAGCUCAAGGAACCUGUCCGUGUUGAGCAUGAGCCAGAACCAGCGAUGAUUCCAGUUACAGUGGAGCUUGAGGAGUCUCCGCGCACUGUGAGUAAAGAAGACGCCCCUGCAAGGAAGCCAACGGUUUCUGGAUAUCGGUCUAAUGGGGAUGACUUGCUUCAGGAUAUUGACGAUAUGAUCUUUGGUAAGAAAGGUGGCACCUCGUCUCAGCAGGACAGAACUCCGAGAAAGGAGCAAAAGGACGACUUCAUCAGCUUCUGAUGGUCGGAUAAACCAGGCUGAAACCUGUUAUAAGGUUUUGUGUUAGUAUGUUACCAACAAUAUUAGUUCUUGCAGAUGUGUGAUGUGUGCGUAUUUCGUGUCCUGUAUCUCAGGGCCUUUUCGGUUAGUUCACUUGACCUGAGGAGUUGCUAGCUCGAUGUACAGGAAUGGAAUGGACGUGGCAGUUGUCUAACGUAACAUAUUGGCAGAUCUGAAUUAUGCUAUCGAGUGUUUCGUCUCCUGUUA
Molecule: messenger RNA, 1727 nt
Organism: Phragmites australis (common reed)
Lineage: Eukaryota; Viridiplantae; Streptophyta; Magnoliopsida; Poales; Poaceae
Product: TOM1-like protein 1
Exons: 4
Coding region: 291-1481 (396 amino acids)
Biological process (GO): protein transport to vacuole involved in ubiquitin-dependent protein catabolic process via the multivesicular body sorting pathway
Molecular function (GO): phosphatidylinositol binding; ubiquitin binding
Source: RefSeq, a predicted model, not a curated record